Molecule: messenger RNA, 1796 nt
Organism: Xenopus tropicalis (tropical clawed frog)
Lineage: Eukaryota; Metazoa; Chordata; Amphibia; Anura; Pipidae
Product: serine/threonine-protein kinase dst1-like
Exons: 20
Coding region: 25-1458 (477 amino acids)
Molecular function (GO): ATP binding; transferase activity; protein serine/threonine kinase activity
Source: RefSeq, a predicted model, not a curated record
AGUAUCUCUAGUAAUGGGCUUUCUAUGUAUAGAGCCUCAAAAUCUCUUUAUUCUUUCCCAAAGGAUGUAGAACCUCCAGCUCAGACUCCUCCAGCUGCUAGCUGUGACGGAGAAGCUGUAGAAGGUCCAUCAGUUGAAUGCAUUGAAAACACACCAGAAGCAUCAGAGAAGAAAGAAGAAUCUCUGUGUGUUCCUGUCUUGAAGGACGAUGAAUCUAUGGAAAUUGAUGGAGAUAGUGAAAACACACCAGAACCAUCAGAGAAGAAAGAAGAAUCUCUAUGUGUUCAUGUCUUUAAGAAUGAAGAAUGUUUGGAAAGUGAUGGAAAUGUAUAUUACUCAUUUAAGACUGGAGGGUCACCAAGAUCAGAGCCUCCACACACGGAUGAUGAUGGAGAAGACUUAGAAUUUGUAACAGCUAAAAGUGCUGAAAUUCCUCCAGAACAAGAAGCACUGCCUCCAGUUGCUGACUAUGCUGAGAAUCCUCCAGAGCAAGAAGCACUGCCUCCAGUUGCUUACUAUAAUGAACAGGCAAUAGGAAUUCCAGUGGUUUAUGAUUAUCAAGCAGUAGAUUAUUAUGACUGGAAAAAACUUGGACAAGGAGGAUUUGGAACUGUGUAUAAGGCAAAAUAUCGAGAGACCCACUACCCUGUGGCUAUAAAGAUCACAGAAAUCCAAAAGAGAUACACUGAAGAAAUCAAAGAACUAGAGGAGGUGUAUCUGAUGCAGAAAGUCUCUGGACACAAAAAUACCGUGGAAUAUUACGGUUCCAUGAUCAAUGUCACUCCAGAGUCAAGCCAGUUAUGGUGCAUUAUGGAAUAUUGUUGUGGCGGAUCCCUAUAUGACCUGCAGAAAAUGUACAGAUCCCUCCCAGAGUAUGCAAUUCAGUACAUAUCUAGAGAAGUGCUAGAGGGCUUGAACUACCUACAUGAGAAAUGGAUUGUGCACCGUGAUAUCAAAUGCAUGAAUAUCACGCUAACCUAUCCAGCUAAAGUUAAGAUAAUUGAUUUCGGGCUGGCUGUGCAGUUAAGAAGCCCAGAUGACAUUACAAGUGGUACCUGUGGAACAACCUGUUGGAUGGCGCCAGAAGUUAUUGCCUGCAAAUACUAUCGAAACUGCACAUAUGGCUUAAAGUGUGAUAUCUGGUCGUUUGGCAUUACCGCCAUAGAGAUGGCAGAAGGACUGCCACCUUACUAUCACGCGUUUGAUCCAGCGGCCCUCAUUUACACCUAUGAGGCGCCCACACUAUAUGAACGAAACUAUUGGUCUGAAAGUUUUGAGGAUUUCCUAGCGCUGUGUUUGAUAAAAUCACCUGAUCAAAGACCGACGGCCAAAAUGCUUCUCGAACACAGCUUUAUAAAGGAACAACCAAUGGCCGAUAGCAUGGAGAAUUGGUUAAUGGAUUAUAUCUACAGUGUGUACUGGAAUGCUGAAGGGUACGGCCCAGAAAAUGCCCAAUAAGAUACACUGAGGAGUAGUGGCAAAUAAGGACUAUAUCGGCUAUUUAAGCUACAGUCAUGGAACAGUGGGCCUACGUUACAUGUUCCUGAAUGGCAAGUCUUCUUAAAGGUCCUCAGGAACUGCAGCCAUAAUGAUUCCAUCUAAUGGACUGCGGCCACAAUGGAGCUGGACCUGGACUUUGGAAUGAAUGUCUGCGCUGGCUGAGAAGAGACUGCCAAUAAGAAAGCAGCCAGCGGGUGGUGGAGGGUUUAAGGAUUCCAACAUCCUUGGGAACUAAGUUCCCAGCCAAGUUUUGUAAAUAUGUCCGUAAAUAAAAUUGUAAUAUAUUUUGUCUGUGU